Messenger RNA from Chelonoidis abingdonii (Abingdon island giant tortoise), 881 nucleotides. The record is from RefSeq and is a predicted model, not a curated record. Lineage: Eukaryota; Metazoa; Chordata; Testudines; Testudinidae.
AGAGCGUCAGAAGCGGGUUCCCAGCCCGGAGCUGAGCGCGGCCUUUCUGGGGCUUUCCUCGCACGGGCUUGUCGGAGAAGCGCCCUCUUGUAAGCCCGUGUGUGCAGAAAAGAGAAGCUGCGCGUCUUUCUGUUUUGGACUGGCUUUUAGACUUACUGCACAGACUUCUCUGGAGCUGAUGUUUUCAUAACGCUUCAAGAGUGGCUGAGAAACUAGUUGCUGGAAUGCUUUAGGGGGGAAAAAACCCAUGAGGGUGUGGAAUUACUUUUACUGAAUUGGUGGAAUUAUUUCUAUCCCGACCAAAUAAGUAAUUGGAAUCAUGGAUCAGAACAACAGCUUACCACCUUACGCCCAGGGGUUAGCAUCCCCUCAGGGUGCCAUGACUCCUGGAAUUCCAAUUUUUAGCCCAAUGAUGCCCUAUGGCACUGGAUUGACACCACAGCCGGUCCAAAGCAGCAACAGUCUAUCUAUUCUGGAGGAGCAGCAGAGGCAGCAGCAGCAAGCAGCACAACAGUCCACAUCACAGCAAGCAACACAGGGAACAUCCAGUCAAACGCCGCAGCUCUUCCAUUCACAGACUCUUACUACAGCUCCUUUACCAGGAACCACGCCACUCUAUCCCUCUCCAAUGACUCCUAUGACCCCAAUAACGCCUGCAACACCUGCAUCUGAGAGCUCCGGGAUUGUGCCACAGCUGCAGUGAGUGUACUUGGUAUAUUUUUAUUAUACAAUCUCUCCCACCCAUACAGGGAGCCUUUUAAAGAUUUAGUGACUUAAAUGAUUUAAAACUUCUGUUAAUGUGGCAGUUCAGUAGUAGAAGUGGGACUUCUUGCUGAUCUUUGUAAGCCAUAGAUCUAAUAUGCACUCUGUUGGGCUGUUUA